Molecule: messenger RNA, 852 nt
Organism: Cornus florida
Lineage: Eukaryota; Viridiplantae; Streptophyta; Magnoliopsida; Cornales; Cornaceae
Exons: 1
Coding region: 1-852 (283 amino acids)
Biological process (GO): protein polyubiquitination; positive regulation of proteasomal ubiquitin-dependent protein catabolic process; ubiquitin-dependent protein catabolic process
Cellular component (GO): cytoplasm; ubiquitin ligase complex
Molecular function (GO): zinc ion binding; ubiquitin conjugating enzyme binding; ubiquitin protein ligase activity
Source: RefSeq, a predicted model, not a curated record
AUGGCGAAGAGCAGGGCUUGCAAUUUGGAACCAAGAAUUGUGCGUUUUAACCUAAACCAACCGGCUAUGGUUCUUACGAAUUCAGAUGAAGAACCCAAAGAAGAAGAAGAUACACAGCAAAAACAGGCUGAGUCAUGUACAAUUUCAGAAGAUAUACAGCAAAAAGAAGCUCAUCGGACAUGUACAAUUUCAGAUGAUGAAGAUGCAGACUUCCAAAUGGCUCUUCUUUGCUCAACAAUCCUCAAUUCAAGAUCAAGAGCAAGUAUUCAAGGCCCUGAAAUUCAAGAUGAGAAGAAGAAAGGUGUAAUGAGGCCUUGUUCAAUCACUUAUGGAGAUUUCGGAACUUCUUCGUGGAAGACUGAGGAGAGAGGUGAAUGUUCUCACACACUUUGUGAUAUUUGCAAGGAUGUGAAGCCGACUGGAGGGAUAAUGAUCCGAAGCACCAGGUGUAGUCACGCCUAUUGCAGAGACUGUUUAGGGUUUUAUAUUGGUGAGAAGAUUCAAGAAAGCAUUGGAGGUGUCAAGUGCCCGGUGAAAAAGUGUAAAAAUCUCUAUCAGGCCGGGCAUUGUCGCUCCUUCAUCCCGGAAGAAGUGUUCGAUCGAUGGAAGAGUGCUGCUGUGGAGGCCGCAGUUCUCGGGUCACCGGAGUACAUUCUGUGCCCUUUCGACGACUGUUGGGUGGUGUUUGGGGAUGACGGGAAGGGGUUCGUGAUCAGGGCGUGCCCCAAGUGCUGGAGGCUGUUUUGUGUGUGGUGCAAUGUCCCAUGGCAUGCAUGGGUGCCUUGUUGGUUUGUCAGGCUUAGGAUGAUGACAUGUCACAACAACCCAAAACCCUGGAGGGUGAAGGAAUGA